GUGAUUGAAUAAUAUCCAAAACCCAAGGUAGGAAUAAUCUUUCCGCCAUCUUGAAAUUUAUAAGUUAGUUUUGCGAUUGUGUUUAUAGGUUAGUUUACUUUGUUUGGUGUUAUUGUUUACUUGGUUACUCUUAGUUCAGUUUUGUUGGAGUUCGAAAUUACUUGAGUAAUAGUUACGAGAAGAGCUGUGUGUGUGUGAAAUGUUCCAGCUCUGUUUUAUCCGUGUGUGUAUAUGUGUAUGUAAUCAAUCAUUAUAAAGUUAAAACCUUUAUAUUUUAGAUGAAGUAUCAAAACAAUAAACUUUGUAGUAUUGCAAUUGCAUUAACCAGAAGUGAUUGUGUAUGGUCUUCAUAAUAUUAUGUCAAAAAUCCAACAUUACUUCAUCAUCAAGAUUAAUUAUGUGUAGCCUAUUAAUAAGCCUAAAUAAAAAUACUGGCAUAACAAUAUUUAGGGAUAAGUUAAUAGGAUGUAAGUAGGUUCUACUAAAAUGUCAUUUCCCCAAAAAUUAAAUCUAUAAUUAAUUGGCAUAAUAUUGAAUGUAUAAGGCAUAAUAAUUUAUUUUACAUUAAUAAUGAAACAUGUGAUCAAGAAUAAUAUAAAGAUUAAAUAGCACAGUAAUAGCCUUGAAAUAUGUUAUGGCUUGUAUUAUUCAUAAUAGGCAUUUAUAGCUUAGCUAACAAAAUUUAUGCCUGAAUAAUAUUGUUCAAACAUUUCUUAAAAUGAACAGAGACGUAUUAUGUAUUAUAAAAUUUGCCCGUACAGGAUCUAGGAAAUAUUUGUUUUACAUGAUAUCAAAACAUUACAAAUAUUAGAAACAACUUCAAUACAUAUAUACAAACAAGCCUUAACUUAUAUGAAUGUCUAGUGUAUCAGACUAUUCAAGUGAAAAGCUUUAUAUUUUUUAUUUUUAUUGGCUACCAGACUACAAAAUCUAAUAUAAAGUGACAAUCUUGUUAAAAGGACACAGGGAAGAAUUGUUUUUGUAAAUCAAAUAUAAUGCCAUUGACAAAUUUCUAUUAUUGUCAGUUUUCUUGAGAUCCUGAGUUGUUUAUUAUUUGAACUGUAAAAUAUACUCAGCAUGAGUUCUUCAGUAGUCAAAGUUGAGGAAACAAAACCAGUAAAUGAAAAAGAAGUAAUUCCCGCAAAAAACGUGAUUUUAAAAGAAUCUGGAGGCUGGGAUACUUUGGGACGUUUGUCUACAUUGAAACGGAAUCUGAAGACAUUAUCUGCUCACACUUCUAGAAAGCCUGUUGAUGAUAUUAAAGAUAAAAAUGAGCCUUCACGAUUCCUGGGAGAAGGGGUGAGCUACAAGGCGAAGCUGAUUGGAAUCCUGGAAGUGUCAGAUCCACGGGGGGACCGGAUGUGCCAAGAGGCACUGGCAGAUCUGAAGAUGGCAAUACGGGCGGCGGGGGAACACAAACAGCGGAUCACCAUCAACAUUGCCAUUGAUGGGUUGCGGCUGCGAGACGAUAAGACUGGUGACUGCUUGUACCACCAUCCUGUACACAAGAUUUCCUUCAUAGCACAGGAUAUGUCAGAUUCCCGAGCCUUUGGAUACAUAUUUGGCUCUCCCGAUACUGGCCAUCGCUUCUUCGGCAUCAAGACUGAUAAAGCAGCUAGCCAGGUUGUGAUUUCAAUGAGGGACUUAUUCCAAGUUGUUUUUGAGCUGAAGAAGAAGGAAAUAGAAAUGGCUAAACAGCACAUAGAACAACACCAGAUCAAGUAUGGGAUGGGUAUAUACGGAGACACCUCAAAGACUCCAUCGGACUCUGUGGCAGCUUCCAGUAAAUUGCGCCCAAUAACUGAAGAUAGUGGGAAGGACAACACUUCCAAGUCUUCCUCCGCUCCUCCCGAGGCCAUCGCGGACUUGCUGGAUUUAGAAUUCGAGUUGAACAACAUCCAACAGGGGCUAAACCAAAUGGAGCGAAUAACCCCUUCGGACCCAUUUGGGGACUCAUUCGCGCCCCCCUCCUCUGCCAAACUGGCUCCUCCUCCCACAAAAACCAUACCCUCGCCUAAAGAGCGACACUGGCUCGAGCGUGACAGUCAGUCAGCCGAGACCCCCCCACCCCCCACCAAGCCUGACAAGGAACAACAUUGGUUCGACCGGGAGACGGAGGCAUUGUUCGACGAUGGUGAACUGCCCUCCUCCCCCCUCUCGGCCCCCCCUCCACAGACAUCCACCACCAACUCGACACAACCCACCAAGGUAGUACUAAAGGAGGAGGCUGACCUAGAACCGAACAACAAGACACGAGACCAGUUUGAUGUCUUUACAGAACUAGAUCCAUUAGGUACUGGGAAAAUAAAACCUUACAUCGAUAAGAAGGAUUUCUUCCAGGAAUUGAAGAACCCGCCAAAGAAAGUAUUAAAGGAUUUGGUUGGAGAACUGCCUAAGGAGAACAAUCCUCCACUUUUUCAGGCCAAUUUUGAAAAUAAUUCUGAAGUUGUUGAAAAGCCAUCGAAGGAGUCAGUAUUUCCAGCACCUGCAGCCACUGAUCCAUUUGGUGAUGAUCCUUUUGACAAAACUGAUCCAUUUGUUGAUAGUGAUUUCUCUCAUUCUGUUGGUUUUGCAGUAGUACCUAGCAUGAACCAGGACCCAUUUGACACUUGUUUUGCAGAUUUCACAAAUUUUUCAGACCAGUCUGAUUUUAAUGCAACGAAUUCUUUUGAAACACCAAUCAGAAAAUCUCCUCAACCGUCGGAAGGAAGUCCUCCUGUUCAUGGUCCUCUUCGGGUCUCUCUUCCUCCAGAAAAGCAAAGUGAACCUCUCGAGCACGGUUCUCCAAAGCUUUCACCUAGCCCUCCUUCAUCGAGGAAUAGAAAUAAAUACUCUAGGCUUCACAAACAGAACAUACUAUCUGGCUUAGUCAAACUCCCCAGUCCUAAACAAAAGGCAAGAUCACGCAUCAUCAAACAAAACACCCUAGACUCAACAUAUGAUCGAAGCUCACCAGUUAUGGAAGGGGUAACAUUAAAAAAUAGAGGACUUGAGACUCCUUCACCACCGAAUGUAUCAUUUCUGGGAGAUCUUGCCCCUGAACCCCCUCCCAGACCUGCAGUAACCAGUACGUUGAUUAAACCCCCACCUCUACCUCCCAAACGUCAAUUACAGACAGCUGUGAUGAAACCCCCUCCGAGACCACCUCAUACAGACGAACAUCCACACUAUGAUUACAUUGAAAACUGUGAGAGUUCAGGAGAAAUGCCAUCUGACGUGAAAAGUCCUCCCAUUCCUGUACCUGCACGACGACCGCGGUUUGGAGGGGAUGAAAUAUCAGCUCCCCAUAGGCCUUCAAAAACUAAUAUUCCUUCCCACUCAGAACCUGAGUAUUAUCUUACACCAUUUCCCUUACUUCCUCCUCCCCAGAAAAAAAGUUUAUCUCCAAAGAACUCAAUAUCUAGAGAUUCUUCGGUUUCUCCCAGACCAACGCCAAACAAUGCUGUUAGCUCACUGGAUAUAACACUUAGUCAGUUAAGUAAAACUGGGUUUAGUGAUCUAGCUGCCACUUUGAACAUGUCUCCUACCAGUUUAUCCAAAAUGACACUCCAGGAAUUGACUAAGUGUUUACAAAAUUUAUCUGAAGUUCAGAAAAAUGAUCCUUCUACUGAAGAAUUUAUUCAAGAUGGUGAUAAAAUUAGGAAAAAUGUUUUGAAGAGUGAGCAGUAUUCUGCACUUAGAGAAUCAAUUGAUGAAGAUACUCCUCCAUUUAAAGCUGAAUUUGAAUCUCAUUUUAAUCCUACUUUUGAAAAUAAGGUAAGUACAAAAGAAGAGGAAUCUUUAUUUGACAAAUAUGCUGUUUUCCGUGAACUUUUAGAACAAGAAAAAACCAUAUUUGACAGUCCUCUUGAACUUUCCACUGUAGAAGAAACUGUGACUUCUAACAAAUACAAUUCAGAAUCAACAAUUCCAGAAAGCAGUGAUAGUAUAAUUAACAAUGACUCAAAUGAAGAAGUAAAAAUGCCUGAACCUCUUUCAAAGCCAACAGUAGAUAGAUAUGCAGCAUUGAGAGAUAUUUGUCUUGAUGAUUUAACUGGUUCAAAGGAUACAGACAAAGAAGAAACAGAACCACUUAGUGAUAAAGAUGAUAGCAUAGCAGAAGUAACAAGAUUUGAAGAUGAACUUGAUACUUUGACAAUGUCCAGACCUCACAGUGAAAGCACAGAUUCACCAACAGCAACUAUUAAGGAGACACAGUCUAUCAUGGAGUCUACAAUAAUGGAAGAAGAUGCUAAUGCUUUAGAUGAUGAAGAAGCUUGUGAAGAAGUACAUGGUGAUUUGGGAUCAACAUUACCAACAGUGGCAGAAUCAAAUGAGAGUAUUGCUGCAUCAGAUUCUCCAGUUCAAUCAGUACCAGUAAAAGAACCUAGUGUUAGUUCAUUGCAGUCAUUAAAGGGAGAAAAUUUAACAAAUAAUAGUAAAGAUAAAGAAGUUGAUUUUAACAGUUUAACUGAAGGAUGGGCAAAAUUCGACAAUGGUAUUACAGAAAUUGAGAAGUCAGGUAGUGUACAUAGUGAAGGUAAUGUCUCCCCUUGGUCAGUUGACAGUAAAGAUACAUCAAAAGAGCCUUAUUCUCCAGCUUGGCAUGAACAGCCAGAAAGAAAAUCAAGAAAGGGAAGACGUCAUAAAGUGCCACCAGCAAGUGAUUGGCAGGAGGAUGAGGAAUCAGAGGAGGGCUGGGAUAGCAGGCGAAGUCGCAAUGCUUCAUGGGAUGAACCUCCACGAAGAGAGAAUGGUUGGAGUGAUGGUGAUUCGUUAUGUGACGACACUCCUCCUUAUGAUUUCAAACAUCAUCCUCAAUAUCCUAACCAACGUCGAGGAAGACGGCGAAAAGUCUCUCCAUGGAGGAAAUCAUCCAGAGACCCUUCUUCUUGGGAAGAGGAUGACAGGGAUCUGAGCGAAGAUCAAUGGGAGGAAAAGCGGUGGGAAGAAACCUCUUGGCAAACAAGACCAAAACACAGGGGUUCUUCCUGGGAAGAGGAGAGGCGAAGGGAUGAUUUAAGAAGGGAUGAUAUGAGAAGAGAAGAAUCAAGGAGAGACGACUCAAGAAGAGAUGAAUCCAGAAGGGAAGAUUCUCGAAGAGAUGAUCCUAGAAGAGACGAUUCCAGAAGAGACGACUCCAGAAGAGAUGACUCCCGAAGAGACGACUCGAGGAAAAGAAGACCGUCACCCUGGAGUACAGAAGGUGAAAGAAGAAGCAGUAGAGAAUCAUUAACUUGGGAGGAUGAUGAAAGAUAUCCUCGUAGAAAUUACCGUGACAGAAGGCGGAGAAGGUGGGAAGAUGGUAACUACUCAAGAAGAGAUUGGCGAGAUCGUGAACAAGGAAGAAGGAACUACCAGUAUUAUAGGGACCGAUCACAUGAAUCACCAUGGGAAGAUGAAUUUAGUGAGCAAGGAGAUGAGGAUUCUCCAAGAUGUCAAACAAGGAAACAGAUGUGGUGUCGAUCAAGAAACAGUGAGGACGAACAGUAUGACCGUAGAUAUGUCAGGCCUUCAAGCAGGGAAGAACAGAAUGUAGGAGAUCCAGAUACACAUUGGGCUAGAAAAUCUCAGACUCUUCAAACACGAUCACGAGUUAAUCGAAACAAAAAAAGAAGUCAAAAUUCACCUUUUGAAGAUGAUUUUACAUCACAAAAUUUUGUCUUUGCAAGUGAAAAGAGCCCAGGAGCUGGAUCUGACUUCUCUGACUAUGGAAGUAAAGCCGUCCUACAAAAACCUCAAUCAUCUCCAGAUGAAGUUUUUAAAAGAAAAGAAGGAUUUUCUGAUGGUGCAGAUUUCAGCCCUCAAGAUGGAAAAGUGUUGACACCGAGAAGUCGUCAAUCUCCGUUUGAGGAUGAUUUCACUCCACCAGAAACUAGACGAGCUAAUGGUAGGAGUAUUUCUAGUGACUUAAGUGAAAAACGAAUACAGUUAGAAGAACAAAAGAAUAGUGAUGAUGUAUUUUUAGGAGAUAGUAAUAAUGAUGUUGUGAACAGGCCGCGAAGUUCAAAGCUCGACAAAAAUGUUUUAGAACUUUCUAUUACAAAAAGAAAAUGUAAAAUAAAUAGUGAUCAAAAUUUAGGUAAAUUAAAGACUGAAUCUGAGAGUUUAAGUGAAGAAUUGGCCAGUAAGCGUUCUAGUGAUAAGAGGCAAGGACCUGAUCUGAAGUCUAGAAUGUGCAAUUUACGUAGGAAUGACUCUUCUUCCAUAAAACCGGAUUCCAUUAAUAUAUUUGCACGUAGCGGUGAUCCAUUCGAUGAUGAUUUCUUUAGCACUGACACAUCUAGUUGUAAUUUAUCAAAAAAUAAAGAUGAGAAAACAAAAAAGAGUGACCCUUUCAAGUGGGCGGAAGCUUUUAGUGCUUUUAAUUUUGACGAAGAGGCCAAAUGAUACCAUGCACACCAAUUCAGUGACACUGUUCCUAUUACUCUUGGAGUGGGGUCAUUCUAUGUGACUACUACUCUCAAAGAGUCACAUAUAGAAUCAAGUUGGUCUUAGUAAUUUUGAGUGUUAUCAUUGUUUUAUAUUUUAUGUAAUUUAUAAUAUUCUCAAAAGAUGUUAAUUUUUCAUCACAAGAUUUGACAAUUAAUAUUGUUUUAUAGUUAUUAUAACUUUUGUGCUUAUAUUAAAGCUUACAAGCUUGUUUUGUAGGAUUGUGAUAUUGUUGAAGUAUUGACAAGAACCACUGUAAUACUCAACACACGUUUAAUUUAGAUUCUAGACAUUUAUUAACAGGCAUUUAUUUACGCUUGAUUAUUGUUUAAUUUUUAAUUUUGUGUAAUACUAAUCUACUAUAGUUUGUUCCAAACACCUUAUGAUGCAUGUCUACAAAUUUGAGUUUUUUAAAUGUUAAUUUGUUGUAUUUUGUAAAACUUUUAUCUCAUUAUAUUUAUAAAUUGUCCAAAAAUGAAGCAUAAAAUCUUUCAGGUAUUAUUAGAACGGUCUUAAAAGAUGAACAAAAUUAUAAAAUAUUAAAGUUGGUUAAAUGUUGUAAAGGUACUGUAGUUUAUAAAGAUAACAAGAUUUUGGACAUAGAAUCGGAAUCUAUCCUUUUUUUAAGUGUCAAAAAACCUUAUUACACUAAGUAAAGCAAGCAAAAAUCAAUAUAUGGCAAUGAACUCGCCAAGUCAAAAUAUUUUAUAUAAGAACUAGUUUUACAUUAAAAAAUAAUUCAAGCAUAUACCUUACGUUCAUAGCAGUACAAAGAAUGACAAACCAUAAAAGUGCACAAUACAGAUGCACUACACAAAACGUGCUGUACACACCAAAGAAUGUGAGAGACUGGGGAAUAAAAUAAUUAUAUUUUAGAUUUUCUAUUCAUUUUUCAAAAUAUUUGUACCCAAAUUGGGCUAAGUUCUACAGAAUACUGACAGCAUUUAAUCUGCUAAGUUUUAGAUGUGAAAUCUCAAUUAUUUUACUUUUGAAGAAGGAUCUAAUCACAGUAUCACGUUGUCUUAAUUCCACAGUGUAGCAUCUGAAAUCCGACACUGUCCCAGACUUGACUUGGAAAUCUGGAGUCCAUCCAUCUGAAGAGAUCCGAAAAGUCAGUGGCGAAAACAUUCAAAACGAUUUCUUUGCAUUGUUUCAACGUCAGAGACACCAACACUACAAAAGUGGUCUGUCUGGUUUACACUGAGUGUAAUCCAGAUAAAGAGGCGUUCUGAUUGUUUCAUCAGGUGCACAAUAUUGAGUGCAUUUUAAUGUUUUAGACAUGAUCCGAAAGUACGGAGGAGCAACUGAGAUUUCCACACAUAACACAUCUAUGUGAACAUAUCUAUGUCUCAGAAGGUCACGCUCAGGGCCCAGAAUGCACUUGGAUAUUCACUGUGUUGCACUGUCCUCACUGAUCGGGCGGCCACGCUACGGGCCUGUUACAUUUUCUCCCACCCAGUUGGAACUCUCUGCUGGGUGUAGUGGCCCGAGUGUAGUGCUGGUUCCUUGCUGCAUGUCUUGCAGUAAUAUCUUGCCCGUUUUCUCCCACCUGGUACUGAUUGAUUACUACACACAGUAGUCUUUCUUCUGUUCCCUUUCCUAAGGAAUAUGAAGUUUUUCACUAAGCCUUCCAUCUUCAUCAAAACUAGCAGGUCUCCCUCUCUUUCUCUGAUUUCUUGUUUCUCUUACAAGUUUUUUAAUCAAUCUUUUUGAACUGAAGAUUAUAUAUUGCUGUCAUUCCAGGGGACCUGUUGUUGUUGUAUAGUAUAAAGGCAUUCACAACACCCACUUCCAACAACCAAAAGAAAAUUUUGUGCCACCACUUAAUUGUUUUCCUUGUAAUUAAAUACGAAGCGAUAAAAUGAUCUACAAAAUCUACACCUUUCAUUGAUUGAUUGUACCUGCAUACAACAGCAGGUUUCUGAACUACCUCUUUAUCUCCGUUUUUAACUGUUCGUCUCACUUCUUCCGUAGAUGAAUCAUAGUGAUAGUCCCUUUUACAAUUUUCUUCUUCUUCUUUACUUCUACAGGUAAACCCUUUCUAUUCCCAUCAAUGGUUUGUGUUAGAUUUUUUUUUAAUUAGCUCAGGGGCAAGUUUAACACUAAAAUAAUACCUUUCACAAAACACACGAAAUCCUUCUAUGCUUCCAUGUGUUUUUGAGGUUUUCUAACAAUGUUGACACGAUUUUUUGUCAUCAGAAAAUCAGGCUGAUUGACAAGAAAGUUAGUUGAAGCCGCACCCCAGUAAGGUGCAAAUAUUUGCAGAAUCAAUGAGGACAAGUACUUUAAUUCCCCACUUUUGGAGCUUGUCCUUGUUUUAUACUUUAAAAAUUAUCUUUCCUUUGAUGCCUACUGUGCUUUCAUCAAUACUAAUUUUAUUUCUAAGACAGUAAUAUUCUCUAAACUUGUUUUCCAAGUAUAAAACCACAUUUUAUACCUCGGGAGAAUGUGAAUGAACGCUUAAAUCAUUUUAAUCCGUUGGAGGGCACAAAUUUAGGUUCAAAAAAUUUGUAAAAUCCUCUCUUGAGAAUGUUUUACAUGAAGUGUUAUAUCCUUCUAAGACUGCCAUACUCCAAACUGUGUGUAAGUAAAAUAAGGACGCAAACCUAGAGUUUCAUUAUCUGCGUUUAUUUAACUGUGCUUUAAUUUUAAAUAUUUAAGUGUUUAUAGACUUUUAGGAAACCCAGUAUAGUACAUGCGAUGGUGUAAAGUGGUCGAUAAAGCCUAUCAUAACAGUCAGUGCAACAUUAGAACCCUAAAUAUUCUUAGGCAUUGUUUCAAAUCAUACAAGAAAAGACCUAAUGUAAAAAUAUAAAAUUGCUCAACAUUGUGGAAAAAUUAUUACAUGAACUGGGGUGAAGACUACAUAAUACACUGUAAAGAGAUUUACAUUUUAUUGCACAGUCUUUUGGUUUUCGUUGCUUCUAACUACCUUAGAUUCGGAUUUUUAUUUACUAAAAGAAAUUUCAAGUUAAUGAUCAAGGUACAUUAAUAUGUUAAUUAAUGUUAAAAGUCAACCAAAUUACUAAACAUUUCAUUAUUCUAAAGUCCAUAAUACGAGGUGUAGCUAGAAAAUAACCAAACUGAUGUUAAAAACAAAUUUUACUUGCAGAUAUUUACAAUUGUAUGUUAUCCCCUUCAAUGUACUCUCCCUCCUCGAUAUCCACACCGCUCCAUGCGAAUUUUCCACUAUGCGUAAUAACGCUGCAUAUAAUUUUCCGUAACCCUAUUCAUGAUUUCCGUCGCUUUUUUUUACAGCUUCAACAGUUUCAAAUCUCGUUCCUUUCAAAGCUGACUUAACUCUAGGGAAUCAAAAAAGUCAUAGGGGCUAAAUCAGGUGAAAAGAGUGCAUGAUCUAAGACGGGAAUGUUGUGUUUGGCCAAAAACGUCAGAGAAAUUUGAUGUUCACAUGUUGUUCAUUCUGGAUACUCAAAAUUUUUCCAACACAGAGAUAAAAGAUUAACUGCAUAUAACUGGCGGAUUAAUUAUGAGAGCCAGACAAAACAAUAGGAGGAAUGGGAAGGGGAGUCAUGUGACUGACCGUACAAUAUUCAUCCUUAUUGCAUUCGUUCUGUGGCUCAGACAGUACAAAUCCGGUUAUUUUAUAUCCACACCUCCUACUAUAGUAGUCAAUAGUACACAAUGGUAGUCCUCAUGCAGCAGUGGGGAUUUCAAUGGCCAUCUAAACAAUAUCAUAAGUGUCAGUCUCUGAAUUAGGAGAUGGCAUCAAUGCAGUGUAGAGGUUUACACUAUUGUAAAUUACAUGUUCUAAAAAAAUGGAAGUUGGUAGCAAUGGAUAUCAAUGGUCAAUGUUUCGUAAUGGAUAUAAAAUAGUUUUAUAUUUUUGGAAAAUGUUAGAAUUUCUUUUUAAAAGAGUAAGAGCUUCCAAAAUAAAUAUUGAAAUGAAAGUCAAUAGAUUAUUGAGUAAAUUCUCAGGUUUAUGCUUCAGUUGUUUUGAAAUAAAUUUGCUCUGUUUCAAAAUUGACUUUGGCGAGUUCUACCACUAUAUAUUUAUUUUUGUAACAAAUAACGAUUGCAAAUGUCUGAAAUCCUGCUGUACUUUCAAAUAGUCUAUCGUCAAUAAUAAAUUUUAAACAAAUUACUGUGGUAUAUUAACUUUUCAACAGAGAGUUUUUAGAAGACUUGUAUAUAUAUAUAUAAAAUUUUUAACACAUUCUAUGUGUUUAUAAAAUAGAUCUAGCUAAAUUUUAAUGUGAGACUUUUUACUGUAUCAGUGGAAAGGAUUGUUAAAAUUGUAUAAAACCCAAGUUAACUAGAACCAUUUUGUAUCUGAUAUUCAAAUUGUAUAUUAAUUAAUUACUUUAGAGUUAAUAUAAAAAUAUUUUUGUCAACUCACUUAUUACUACAGUGAGCCUAUCAUAGUAUCUGGAGUGUUAAAUAACUGACACCAAAACAUUAGAGAAAGUGCUACAUUUGUUAGGUAUUCAAAUUCCACCAUGAGUUUGUAUUACUCUAAUCUAAAAAUAGUCACAAUUAUUGUACUUUUUCUCUAAUUAGAUUUCUUUUGAAAAAAUCUCUUGCCAGCUGAACAUAAAAUAUUGUCAGUGUGUUUUUAUAAAACAAGUUACAUUGUUAUAUUUUAAAAUACUUCAAGGUAUUUUUCAAAAGUUCUCUCUGAAUCUCAAUUAUCUAUAUAAUGACCAGUGUUGUCACGCAAUUAAAUAUGAAAAAACAGUAGGAUCAACUUACUUUGCUUUUAUAUUAUGUAGUUUUUGAACAAGUAAGUAUUAACUAUAUACAGAACAAAUAUUUUAUGAAAGGUGGUGACUUCAGCUCUUUAUCUUGUUGUCUAACGAUAAUACAGCUGUUAUUUAUGUGUAUGACUGUCGGUUUCAAUUGUGUCAAGCUAAGAAAAAUAUGAUCUGGGAUAAAAUUAUUUAUUUUAUAUGUAUUAUACUUUUGAUAGCUUAACAUUUCAACCUCCACCAAAACCAGUGCUACUCAUGAUCAAUUUCGUUCUUAAGAGAAAUUCCUCUAUCAAUUUCAAGAAAAACUAGGUCAUGUGGUUACAAGGUAUGCUAAGCACACCACAAGCACCACACACCAUUGCAACGGAUCAUGACAGUCAUAGAGCAGUUCCCGAAUAACAGUUUCAUUGCAACAGAAUCCCAUAUUCACUUCUUUACAUCUCGUCACUUUGCAUUUACCGGAUUUGUUUCAUAGCAAUAUAAUUAGUUAGGACAUUUCAAUUAUCAGUCAGUGAUUGAAAAUCUAAUAAUCUUUACAAACAUAUGAAAUUUUAAUAUUUUUAUAAUGCAUAAACCAGGAAAAGUAUUAAAACAUUUUUAACACUAAACAUUUAAAAUUAUAGGUAAAUAAAAAUGAUUUAAACAUUGUUAUAGAUUUUAAAUAUGCUGAAUAGAAAUAAAAUAUCCAGUGCGAUUGAAUUAUGAGGAGGGGUAAACCCAAGAAUAAUAAAUACAGCCUCUCUGAAUUUGUUGCAAUGUAUAGUGUCAUGGUUAUCUCAUCAUCUCAUAACCAGUAUUAACCAGUCUAGAAUCUGUUGCAGCAGCAAUCAUAAGGUUAUGUCGUUGUGAGUUCCAAUGGAAACAACCUACCUCUAUGUGUAGCAACGAUCGUGUUGUGCGAUAGUUCCAGUGAAACUGGACAGAAGUGUUGUAGAAUUCCCAGAAACUGACAAGUCUGAGAAUGUAAGACAUAUUUUUUAGGUACACAGAAGGUAUAAAAUACAUGUUAAUCACUUAAGUUGGUUUUCAAAUGUGUUUAUAGUUAGCCUAUUCCAACAAUACCAUUGCUUAAAGAGCUUAAAGAUGUCAAAUUGGUCUGAUAUUUAUACAAAUAUGCCCAACAAUUGUAACUAAAACACUGUCCUUUUUAAUGUUAUUAAGUACUUGUGAUGUUAUUAACUCCACAUUACAGGGCUACCAUUAUAUUAGUAUAAUAAAUAAUAGUCACCUAAAACCCUUUUGACUAUUUAUUAUACUAAAUGUGUGUGAUAUAGCAAUUUUUCAGGUAUAGAUAAGAAAUUUGUGGCCAAAAGUAAGUUCAGUUAGCAUGAUGGAACAUAUUUAUUCAGCAAACCAUCGUCUGGUGAUCAGCUAAAGCUUUAUCAUCCAAGUUCUUCAAAGUCCCUCUUCUUUGUUUCAAGUCCCUUUCUUGGUCUAAAAUCCUCCUGCUUCAUUAAGUGAUUUUUGAAAGGAAAAUUGAGAUAAUGAGAAAUAUUGUUCUUUUAUAACUUUCUGGGGAAGAGUUGUAACAAAUCCUGAUUUAGCCUUCCAAAUAUUACUGAAAAGUUUCCUGAAAUUCCUCCACUUCAUGUUCUGUGACAUCCAACAGUAAAGCAAUGAUGAGUAUUGCAAAGUAACAAAUAGUGAUUACAGAAUACUAAUCAAUUUGUCGAACACAAGACUAGUGAUUUUUAAUUGAAUAUUAAACCAUCCAGAAUCGUACAUUACUUAAUUUUUAAAAUUGGCUGUUGUUACAUUAAUUAAUCACACAUUAUUGCAUUACUUAAUUUCACAACUCAGACAUUCAUUAUUAUCAGAUAUUACAAAAUAACAUGUAUAUCAUUAUAACAUUGUGUUAUUUGAUAGUCGUAUUCAAAUUCUUCAUUGUCAAAAAGAUAACUAUUGAACAAACAACUCAUUUGGAAUAUUUGAUCAAAGCUGAUGUUACUGUUUGUAACAGGUGUAUCCAGCUAACAUUUAUCUCAGUAAUGUUAAUGUAAGGAACAUUUUCUAAGAAACUACUGGGUAUACUUAAUUGAUAUUUUACCCCAUACCAACCAACUUUGGUACAUAUGCAGUUUUUUGGUAAUAGUCAGUAUUACUAAAUGGCUGAAAAAAUACAUUUUUUCUUUUAUUGUUUUGAAAUUUUUAUUUUGGAUAUUGUUUUUGUUGUACAUUACAAAUAUAUUUUUAAGCUAUACAAAACAAAUCAGCUUAUGUGAGAAGGUGUUCUACAUAUUGUGUAAAAAUUUCAAUCAGUAUCUUAAGUAAUUUUUGAGAUAAUGUUCUUUUUUGGAUGAAUUUUUUGUAAAAAAACCCAUUUACUUAAUUAUAGUACUUUUAUUGAUUAUACUUAAUACAUUCCACUCUGAUAAGCAGGAUUUUCUUCUCCAAGUUUUCUCUUCUGAAGCCUUUCCUGCCUUCUUGCUACUCUUAAAAAGUUUGAAAUGAAUUUUCCACAAUAAUGGAUGCCUUCAGAGCUCAGUAAUUUCAUAGCACACCUGGGUGCCAUUGCAUGCAAAACUCUGCAUUUUGUUACAUGUCUGUUAUAACUGGCCACUGCCUCAUAUACUCUCCAAAGUUCUAAUUGCAAUAAAAAUUGUUUUUUUUUUUGGACCCUUGCUCAUAUACGCUUUUUACAUUCACAUUUUGGGUUGUCACAGAUUUGUUUUACUAAAUCUGAAUGUUUACGGUGUCAAUCAAUGGAAUGAUGACAGCUGAUAUUCAAUAAGCAUUCAUGCCUGCUGACCAAACACUCAAUCAUAAGACUAAGGUAAAAGAGUGUUUAUAUAAUAAAGUGUAUACAGCAUACUAUUUGUUUUUAGGAGAUAAAAUAUGUCCGUGCAACAAGAUUUUUUUUAACAUGAGGCAUGAGGUAAGAAAAACUACGUAUUAUAAUUAUAUCAACAGACUCAGAAAAAUUUGUAGUUUCAUAAAAUGUAAUAAAAAAUAUUAGUAAAAGAAUUUUUUACCAUUCCAGAUCCCCUUAAUACCUUAACUGCUGGUCCAUACUUAGCCUGACACACUAGUACACUUAGUAUACCACAGUCAGGUGUUAGUAGCUCUCUUGUUAUUAUACCAGACAUACCUCAUUCGAGAUAGAAACAUGUUUUCAAUUGCAUUUUGUAUUUCAAUUAUGUGCAUUUUAAAGAAAACGUACUCAUCGUUUACUUGUUACAGAUUUAGUAUUAUCCGUAAUUGUUCAGUAAUAACAUUGAAUUUCCCAGAUUGUGUUUUAUUAAUUUUCAAGUAAUCUACAUUACAAAUAGGAAUGUAUACAUAAUUUUGUUAUUUUAUAUUGUUAUAUUCCCCUUAAAAUGAUAAUUAUUGUUGUCAAUUUAUUUAAUUUAUUUCCAUAUUUAUAUAUUUUUGCAUGAUAUUUAUAAAAUUGUCAUUGUUUGAAGAAAUAUUCUCUAGAAGCAAUGAAAUAAUUGUUCAGUGUUAAAAUACUCGUUAAUUUGUAAAAAUGUAUAAAGGUUGAGAUUCAGUAAUAAUCGCAUAUCAUCUUGAUAAUCUUGUUAACAUCCUAUCGUGUUAUAUAUUUAUAUUCAUUUAGUUAUUACCUUUUAUGAUAUAUUUAAUUAUUUGUUUCUAAUUCCUUUCCUUCAUUAUUUUUGUCAAGCUUUUGAAGGUCUUUGUGCUGUGAUAUGUCAUAAACACCUUUAUAUUUUAUUAUUCUUCUAAGAUCUUUGUUAUAUGUUGUUACUACAAGUAUUAAAAUGGUAUGUUUUUUUUACUGAUUUGUUUAACAAUUUUGCUGGCAAACUGUUCUUUUUUUAUAAAAUGUAAAGCUUGCUCAACAUUUUAAAUUCUAUAGAUUAAAUGAUGUUAAUUACUUAUUAUUAUUGUUAAAUUUUGUUGAAAUAUUUAUUUUAAAUAAUCAUAUAGACACUAUCCAUAAAUUUCAUACACUCCUGGAUAAAAUAAAUGCAUUGGUUUUAAUUGAAAAAUAUUAAUUUAAAGUGCAUACCUAAGUUAUAUUCCUUCGGAUUGUCAUACUAAGAUUUUUAAUAUAGUCUAUAAAAUAUAGAUAAUGAAAUAUAAAGUUAUAGUAGGGUCCUAAUAUGAGCUUCUGUGUUAACAAGCUCUUUAGUACUUGUCACGUUUGGACUUAAAGCACCAUUCACUCUUCAGCUUUAUUAGCAAAUUGGUAGAAGAAUGAAACUAAAUGAAUGUAGAAUAUUGGUCUUGGACCUUCAAGACUAACCUUACAAUUUUACUAACCUCAAUACCAAAUGUUGAUGCUUUUAGAAAGUUUGUUCUUUAAUAUACAGGAGUUUACAUCAUUACAUGUAUUGUACUGUAUUUAGUGUGUGUUGGUUCAAUUACAUAUGACCAUUAGUAUGUAAGUUUGUUGUUUCUAGUGGAAGAAGAGGUACAUUGGCAGAAACAAUGCUGGAAUAUAGGAAAUUUUAUUGGAUAUCUUGAUUAUAUAUUUAUUGUUUAAACAUUGUUAUUGCUUCAUUUAUUAACUUAGUUUUAUACUUGUGAUGAUCACAGUCUUGUUUACUUCUUAAGAUUCUCAUGUUGUAAGAAAGACAAGUAUAUCUCAAAGUAAUUGCAUAAAAUAGUGUUUAUUUUUUCCAGGAGUGUAGUUUUGUUUUUAAGAGCAAUAAACUUGAAAUUAACAACUGUACACUAGGGGUCACAUCAAUAUUGUUUAAUAGAAUCAUGUUGGUAUUUGUGGUUUAACAAAUUACAAAAAAAUUAAAACUAUUUUACAAUUAUAUGACACAUUAAUGUUUGAUACUAACUAAAGUAAAGGUGUGACAGGAGAAGUAUUGUACUAAACAUAUGGCACAGUACAAAACAUCUUUCCCCGUUGUAUUUAUUUUUUUACUCUCUAAAUGUAUUGAAAUUUUGAAGAAACCAAAACGUCAUACCCUUUCAGACUUAAUACCCUCAUAAAUGUAACGUAAGAAAAUGUAUAAAACUGAAAUAUAGUCUGUAAAUUGUUAAUCACUGUGAAUUAAUGUAUUUUAUAUGAUUAUUUAUAUUUAUGUUUUAAUAUAAAUAAUGUAAAUAUUAAA
Molecule: messenger RNA, 16150 nt
Organism: Homalodisca vitripennis (glassy-winged sharpshooter)
Lineage: Eukaryota; Metazoa; Arthropoda; Insecta; Hemiptera; Cicadellidae
Gene: Dab
Product: protein disabled
Exons: 7
Coding region: 1078-6369 (1763 amino acids)
Source: RefSeq, a predicted model, not a curated record